AUGUCGGCAUCGUUCAUUCCAUCACCAUUAUCAUCAUCAUUAUUAGCUGAAAAACGAGCCAAUCAACGAAUGCAAUAUAAUUUUGGUCUUGGUAAACGUACACCAUAUAGAUCUGAUAUGGCUGAAAUCAUUGAAAUCGUUCCAUCGUCAUCAUUGAAUUUUUUUGAAAAUCCCACAUCAUCAUCAAAUAUCCAAGAUCUACAAUCAUACUAUUACCCAAAUAUGGCAAAUAUUGCUAAUGAUGUAGAAUCAUCAUCAUCGACAUUAUCAUCUGCCACCAAUCAAGAUGGUAAUGAUUUUGAAUUCCGUGUUAUACCAGCAUUUGCACCGGCAUUACAAAAACCAUUCAUACCAAUGUCUGUUUCAUUUAUUGAUUCUACUAAACGUUCACGACCACAACGAUUUUCAUUUGGACUAGGUAAACGUUCGAAAGAACAGGUUAUGUUCAAUGAUAUUAUUGAUGAUGAUAAUAAUGAUCAAACAAUUGAUAAUGGUGAUGAUGUUUUGAUGAAUGUAGCUGAAAAACGAAAAAUACAACCAUAUGGAUUUGGACUUGGUAAACGAAUGAUAACCAAUUAUAAUGAAAAUUAUAAUAACAAACAAAAAAUUAAUGGUAAAAAAAUUAAAAAACUAACAAAUUUCGAAGAUUUCAUCAAACGUCGUUAUUCAUUUGGUCUGGGUAAACGUUCCGUUUGAAAUGGAUAUCCUGUCCUAAACAAAACAACUCAAAUAAUAAUCGAAAACAACGAUCAAAGUAUCGAUACAAUCAUCAAAUAGUACAAUCGAUAUCUAUAAAAAA
Messenger RNA from Dermatophagoides farinae (American house dust mite), 799 nucleotides. Lineage: Eukaryota; Metazoa; Arthropoda; Arachnida; Sarcoptiformes; Pyroglyphidae. The record is from RefSeq and is a predicted model, not a curated record.